Molecule: messenger RNA, 489 nt
Organism: Encephalitozoon hellem ATCC 50504
Lineage: Eukaryota; Fungi; Microsporidia; Unikaryonidae
Exons: 1
Coding region: 1-489 (162 amino acids)
Biological process (GO): rRNA processing
Cellular component (GO): nucleolus; small-subunit processome
Source: RefSeq, a predicted model, not a curated record
AUGAGGGAAAAGGUGUAUAAGGAGAGAGCACAGCCAAAAAGCCGCAGAAAGUAUGGAAAACUUGAGAAAAAAAAGGAUUUAGUGAAGAGGCUUUCAAAGAUCAAGAAGCAAAAGGAUGAGAUUAAGAAAGCCAAGGAAGAAAUAAGAAACAAAAGUGGACAGGAGUACUUCUUUGGAUACCACUCUGUAAGAAAGGAUGGGGCCAGCCUGUAUAAGGUUGAAAAACCCACUCUGGAAGAGCUUAGAAAGAUAAAGGUUUACAUUGAUAAUGAAAUCCAGAGGUCAAAGAUGAAAUUGGAGAAAUAUAUUCCAGCACCAAGUGGAACACACAUUAUAUUUGAAGAAGACGGCUCUAAGAAGGAUAACGAAACAGUUUUUGGAAAGAAUGAAGAAAUCAGAAAAGAGUUUGAAAGAUACAUAGAAGAACUAGUUGUGAAGAGAAAUGAAGUUCUAGAAAAGAUGGACGAACUGAAAAAUAGGAUGUCAUAG